Prorocentrum cordatum is the source of this 1138-nucleotide messenger RNA. NCBI's taxonomy places the organism in Eukaryota, Dinophyceae, Prorocentrales, Prorocentraceae. The record is from the annotation of a GenBank genome assembly.
UUUUGGCUCAAGCUCCGUAGCCAUUUUGGCUCAAGCCAUUUUGACCUAAGGUAUUUACAGUGUGGCUCAAGCCGCGGUGCCGUGUCUUCUCGGAUGCUGGGCAUCGGCCGAGGGUCUCGAGAAGGCGUGAUUUCGCUCGAAGCGUCGAUCAAGAACUGCGGUCGGACAAAACAAUGGAGCGUAGCACUGCGGUUGCUCCGCGAAGGACUUCGAUUAGGUGUGCAACUUGUCCCAGGCCACUACAUUGCGAUUGCCAGCGCAUGCAGAAAAGGCGGGCAAUGGCAACACGCGCUUUCAGUGCUCAGUGACAUGUGGAAGGCGAAGCUGGAGCCCAACGUCAUCAGCUACAACGUUGGGAUCAGCGCGUGCGAGAAGGCUGGAUCCCGACGUCAUCAGCUACAGCGCUGGGAUCAGCGCGUGCGAGAAGGGCGAGCAGUGGCAGCCGGCGCUUGCGCUGCUGAGCGAGACGCGGGAGGCGAAGCUGGAUCCCAACGUCAUCAGCUACAACGCUGGGAUCAGCGCGUGCGAGAAGGGCGAGCAGUGGCAGCGGGCGCUUGCGCUGCUGAGCGAGAUGUGGGAGGCGAAGCUGGAUCCCGACGUCAUCAGCUACAGCGCUGGGAUCAGCGCGUGCGAGAAGGGCGAGCAGUGGCAGCCGGCGCUUGCGCUGCUGAGCGAGAUGCGGGAGGCGAAGCUGGAUCCCAAUGUCAUCAGCUACAACGCUGGGAUCAGCGCGUGCGAGAAGGGCGAGCAGUGGCAGCGGGCGCUUGCGCUGCUGAGCGAGAUGCGGGAGGCGAAGCUGGAGCUCGACGUCAUCAGCUACAACGUUGGGAUCAGCGCGUGCGAGAAGGGGCGAGCAGUGGCAGCCGGCGCUUGCGCUGCUGAGCGAGAUGCGGGAGGCGAAGCUGGAUCCCAACGUCAUCAGCUACAACGCUGGGAUCAGCGCGUGCGAGAAGGGCGAGCAGUGGCAGCGGGCGCUUGCGCUGCUGAGCGAGAUGCGGGAGGCGAAGCUGGAUCCCAACGUCAUCAGCUACAACCCCAACGUCAUCAGCUACAACGCUGGGAUCAGCGCGUGCGAGAAGGGCCAGCAGUGGCAGCGGGCGCUUGCGCUGCUGAGCGAGAUGCGGGAGGCGAAGCUGGA